Ramularia collo-cygni is the source of this 462-nucleotide messenger RNA. RefSeq lists its product as uncharacterized. Bases 1 to 462 code for a protein of 153 amino acids. Gene Ontology annotation, cellular component: membrane. The transcript has 4 exons. Lineage: Eukaryota; Fungi; Ascomycota; Dothideomycetes; Mycosphaerellales; Mycosphaerellaceae. The record is from RefSeq and is a predicted model, not a curated record.
AUGACCGAAACAGCGCACAAUUACUCCUACCAGGCAAUUCCCGCCGCCUUUGCCUUCAGCUUCUUGCCUCAUGGCUACUACCUCACACGAUUGAUGAUGGCUACCAAGUUCCAAUUCUCGACUGCAAUGCCACGAACCAAUCUCGAGACAUGGAAAGGCAAGCUCCCCCAAGAUGUAUGGAACCAACUCGUUCGAGCACGCGGUGCACAUUUAAACUGCAUGGAGGUGUUUCCAUUGUUCGCAGCCGCCAUGGUCGCUGGAAAUGUGGCCAAGUUGCCGGCGAAAGAUCUCAAUAGCGCUGCUUUGAACUUCUUCGUCGCCAGAACGGUGUAUACGGCCUUGUACAUCACCGUCAAGAAUGAUGUGGUGGCGUUUGCACGGACAGGGGCGUAUUUCUGGUCCAUUGGAAUUCCCAUGAUGACGCUCUGGAGAGCAGGCCAGGCAGCUUCACAAGACAUUUGA